AUGAUUAUUCCAUUCAUACUGUCCGUCAUUGCCGGCGCUCUCUUUGUCUUUCUUGUCAACUAUGGCUGGAGGUUCCUCGUCUACAUUGGCCGCGGCCUGCGCAGCUCCUGGCCGACAAAAUAUCAACCUGCUCACGACCCCAAGGACAACCACGUUCAAAUUCUCGUGCUGGGCGAUAUUGGACGGAGCCCGCGCAUGCAGUACCACGCCAUCAGCAUCGCCAAGCAUGGCAAGAAGGUGGACAUUAUUGCUCUCAAAGAAACGGCCCGCCAUCCUGAACUCAUUGGCAAUCCCAAUGCCACACUCUAUCCUCUCGAUCCUCUCCCCGAGUGGCUCGCGUGGAAUAAUUUGAGCUUCUUCAUUCAGAUUCCUGCCAAGGUUAUUCAGCAGUUCUGGACUCUGUUUAAGACUAUGAUGUACACCGCGCCUGCCGCUGAAUGGAUCAUCAUCCAAAACCCCCCUUCAAUACCGACUUUUCAUGUGGCUCUAUUUGUUGCUUGGAUGCGCGGAAGCAAAGUCAUCAUCGACUGGCACAACUAUGGCCACACCAUCCUCGCGCAGAAAGGCAAGCUCUACGCGCCUCUUGUGCCACUCUACCGUUGGUACGAAUUCUUCCUUGGGCGCAGACUUUGCAACGUCAAUCUUGCCGUCACGGACGCCAUGGCCAAGCAGCUGCAGAUGGGCAAAUUCGGGCUGGGAAAGCCCGUCCACACUCUGCAUGACCGCCCCGCCGCCAUCUUCGAGCCCAUUACUUCCCGCAAAGAGCGGGAGGAGGUACUCAUGCGCAUUCCCGAGACCCGUUCUCAAGCCCAGGACAUUCUCGACGGCAACGUCCGUCUGAUUGUCAGCAGCACCUCUUGGACUGCCGACGAGGACUUUGGCAUCCUCCUCAGCGCUCUCGUCGCAUACGCUAGCCCUCGUGAGGUGGACGAUGAAAGCGAGCCCGCCUCACCCAUUCUCGCCAUCAUCACCGGCAAGGGCCCUCAAAGACAAAUAUAUCUGGACAAGAUCAAGGAGCUCACCGACGGCGGUCAGCUCCCUGGCAUCAAGGUCGUCUCUGCUUGGUUGUCCAACCGCGACUAUGCUCAGCUCUUGGCGGCCGCCGAUCUCGGCAUUUCCCUGCACAAGUCUUCAUCUGGAGUCGAUCUGCCCAUGAAGGUUGUCGACAUGUUUGGUGCUGGUCUACCUGUUGCGGCCUACUCCAAGUUUGAGAGCUUCGGCGAGCUCGUCAAAGAGGGCGUCAAUGGUUGCGGCUUCGAGAGUGCUUCUGAGCUUCAUAUUCUUUUCAAGAGGUUGUUGGCCAGCGACGGCGCCGACGAGCUCGCCACCCUCAAGAAGGGAGCCAUCAAAGAGGGCUCCUUACGCUGGGACGAAGAAUGGAAUCGUGUUGUUGCACCACUUGUUGGUCUGGGAAAGGAGUAG
Messenger RNA from Beauveria bassiana ARSEF 2860, 1422 nucleotides. RefSeq names its product glycosyltransferase family 33. Lineage: Eukaryota; Fungi; Ascomycota; Sordariomycetes; Hypocreales; Cordycipitaceae. The transcript is spliced from 3 exons. The coding region runs from base 1 to 1422 and encodes 473 amino acids. Gene Ontology annotation, cellular component: endoplasmic reticulum. The record is from RefSeq and is a predicted model, not a curated record. Gene Ontology annotation, molecular function: mannosyltransferase activity.